Molecule: messenger RNA, 2790 nt
Organism: Closterium sp. NIES-65
Lineage: Eukaryota; Viridiplantae; Streptophyta; Zygnematophyceae; Desmidiales; Closteriaceae
Source: the annotation of a GenBank genome assembly
AUGGCUGCUGGGCGCUUAGCGCUUCGACCCAACGCUCGACGCCGCGUACCGCGUCGGCCCAAAGUCCCGCGCAGCCGCCUUCGUAAAGAGUCGGAGAGCUUUGAAGGACGGUCGGAUUGGGCGGAGAGCGAGGAGGAAGAGGAGCAAGAGGGCACAGGGGAGGAAAAUCCAGUAUGGGCGGAAGCAGAAGAGACGACGGGAGGUGGCGGUGGCGGAAAGAGUGAUCGAGAGGACGGUGCCGACAGCGGCGAAGAGGGCAGUGUGGCGUCGCAAUCGACAUACCUCAUGCUCAACCCAUUCGCCGUGCGCGAGGAGGUACAGCCCGUUCUGGAGGCCGCCGUGGCGCUGGGGCUGGACUUGGCUGACGGGGCGGAGAGCGGCGGGGCGGGCGGAGAGGGCGGGGAGGUGGCGGCGGCGGAGUUCUACUCGGCGGUGGACCGCGUGAGGGACGCGGUGGGCGCCAUGGAGGCGGAGAUCGAGCGCAGCCGACAGCUUCUCAUGUCAGCCAUGGAGGUCCUUGCGGCCCCUUUCGACAAGCACGUUGGAGCAGUCGAUGCACUGGAAUGCUUCCCCCCCACGGCCGCCACCUCCCCCUCCGCGCGUGGCGGACUGCCGCCCCUCCCCGAGCUGCGCUGUCCCCCCUCACCCUCCUCCGCCUACGCGCUCUCCGGCUGCGAGGGCUCGGCGCGCUGGGGGGAGCGUGCGGCGGGGAGCGAGAUGGUGGCGCGGCUGCAGGCGAUGGCGAAGCGGCUGUUCGAGAACGGCGAGCGGCACACGCUGUUCCACACGUACAAGCGACGGCGGGGCGCCGUGGUGCGCGCAGCGCUGGCGGCAGCGGGAGUGGGAGUGGAGGAGCGGGAGGGGGCGGUCCAAGCGGAGUGGUCGUGGGAGGAGGCGGGGCAGCGGCUGAGGGAGUGGCGCGCGCACCUCCGAUUUGGACUGGCGCUGUGCUUGGCGGAGCAGCGGCUGAGCGAGGCGGUGCUGGGCGGCAUGGGGCAUCUGCGGCAGGAGUGCGUGGACGACCUCCUCGCGCCCUCCUUCGCCGCGCUGCUCGCCCUGCCAACCCGCCUCGCCGCCUCGCCCCCCUCGCUGCACGCGCUGCUCCACGCGCUCUCCACCUUCCACGCGCUCAGGGACGGCUACCCGCAGGUGGCGGAGCUGUACCCGCGGCGCACGCAGAGGCAGCGGCGGCAGUACCUGGAGGUGCUGGCGCGCGUGGCGGGCUUGGCGAGGAGCGCCUUCCUCGCCACUGAGACCGCCUGGUCCCACCCCUCCCUGCUCGCGCUGCUGCUGGACGGGCAAGCUUCGGGGCAGGGCAAGGGGCAGGCCACGGGACAGGGGCAGGAGGAGGGAGGGACGCAGGCAGGGAGUGAGAGGGGCGAGGAGAAGGAAGGACCGGUGGUGAUAACGGCGCUGACGCAAGCGGAUGCAGGCGAUGGUGGCUCUCAGCAAGGGGGUGCAGCUGAGGCUGAGAAGGUGGAGGCGGAGGGAGGCGAGGGCGGUGGUGGGAGUGGAGAGGGCACGGCGGACACGGCUGUGGCAGCAGCAGGUGGCGACACCGCUGGGCAAGCAGGCAUGGGCGUGGGGCAGCGCAAGGGACGCAGUCUCUUGCUGCGCUUCCGUGCUUGCCUUCCACGCAUGCCCUUCAUGUCUGCUCUCUUUGUUAUCGCUUGGAGCGUAUGCAUUCUCGGGAGGAAGCACCGUCUGCAAAGUUUCUUCCUGUCCUUGCAAGUUCAAGACCUCGCCCUUCCCAUCUCCCUGGUGGCAAACCCUCACCCUGUUUCUCCCUCUGGCCUCGUUCCACCUGCCCCGUCGAUUCCACCCGCCCUUUCACUCCGCAGCUUUCUGUCAGUGCGGCCACCGCAGGCGGCACCCCAGGCGGCAGCGACAACAGCGGGGGGGCGAGGGGCGGGAGUGGCGGCAUGCUUCCAGCCCAUCACGGGCGCCGUGGACCCCGUCACACUGCGCCUCCUCGACACCUUCCACCUCCUCUGCUCCCACGACCUGCCGUACCGCCGGCUGCUGGAGGAGGUGUUGGACACGCACCCCACCCCGCCGCCCGCUGCCUCCCACGCCUCCUCCCCCUGCGCCUCGCCGCACCCCGCCCUCACCCCGCGUGACCAGCAGCCGCCCACCCCCCACUCCGUGUGCAGCAGCCCCGCCACCAGCUGCUGGAGUGAAGCCUCCUCGCUGCCUCUGCCCGGCCAGCCCGGGGUGGGGGCGGGUGGAGGGGCGGGGAGGCGUGUGCAUGCGCGCAUGGCGAUGGUGAUCGCGGGGAGCAUCCGCGGGCUGGUGGGGGCGCUGGAGGCGCAUGCGGUGGGCAGCCGGGGCGACCUGGCGCUGAGCGAGCUCUUCCUCAUGAACAACCUCCACCACAUCGCCUCCCGCCUCUCCACGUCGAGCGUGGGCAAGCUGCUGGGGCUGGCGGAGGUGGGCGCGCAUGCCAAGCACGAGGAGCGGCACCGCGACCGCUUCCUGGAGCUCUCCUUCGCCAGGUUCCACUGCCUGGUCACCAACGACAGACUGCGGAGACCCGACGCCAUCCGGCGAUUGGUGGAGUUCUGCGCUGUGCUGGGAGAUGUGCUAGCCAUGCAGCAGACCUGGGUGGUGCCCGACCCCCACAAUGCUGCCACGCUGCGCUCUGCCCUGCGCUGGGGCCUGCAGCAGAUGCUCCAGGCAUUCCUCGCCAAACACAGGUCUGUGCUCCUUGCAACAAGUAGCAUUUCAGAGAUUGACGAAGCAUGGCAGCUAAUUUCCGAGGUCAACAACAGCCUCCGUGCGCAUACAUAA